Molecule: messenger RNA, 1209 nt
Organism: Ostreococcus lucimarinus CCE9901
Lineage: Eukaryota; Viridiplantae; Chlorophyta; Mamiellophyceae; Mamiellales; Bathycoccaceae
Exons: 1
Coding region: 1-1209 (402 amino acids)
Molecular function (GO): protein binding
Source: RefSeq, a predicted model, not a curated record
AUGUCGUUUUGCGAUAAGGCAUUCUCGUGCGCGUGGCUCGCGGAUGAUCUGGCGUUGAUCGGGACGAAGGAUAAUCGGUUGUUUGAGUUGGAGAUCGAUCGACGAGGGCGUCGAGACGCGUGGCGCGAGAUCGAACUCGGAAGGGAGGACGCGUACACGAGGAACCGGGCGAUGGAGAUCGCCGCGCAAUGGGUGAGCCGACACACGCCGCAGGCGUUACGAGCGAUCAACGUUUCUCCGCCGUUCUUGGCCGGUCCCUAUGGGCACGGCGCGGUUCGCGCCGCCGCUUCGAGACGGGGCGGCGCCCACGCGUGUUCGGUGAGCUCGACUCGAGAGCACAUCGUGUGUAGCGGUGGUCCAUCACACAACAUCGUUGGGUUCCGUCGAGACGAGGAGACGGAAUGUCUCGUGCCUAGAAUGGCAUUUUCUGGGCACGACGACGUCGUGUUCGACGUUGGCUUCAUCGGACGAGACGCGAUGGCGUCGGCGUCGCGCGACUGCACGGUGAAAGUCUGGCAGCUUCCUAAGAGUCCUAGCUACGACGAGAUAAGAAUCACUCCAAGUGGUUCGGUGCACCCGAUCGGAGAGUGCACGCAGAACGAACGCGUGCGUGGCGUCAAGGUUGUUGAUCGAUGUCCCGCUCGUCAUCUUGCGACGUGCACGUCGAGCGGACACGUACUUCAGCUCGACGCAGAGACGCUUUCGCUCGUACACAGUGGAUAUCAGUGUCGAGGAUAUCUCGAAACUUGCUGCCUCGCCACCGAUGGCCAAAUCGUCGCCGUCGGUUCUCGCACGCACAUUGGUUUCGUGGACUUUCGAUCAAAAAACUUUUACGCCUCCGUAGCGCUACCAUACGGCGAUACCAACAGCACGCGCAGUCUUAGUUUCCAUGAGGGCGGCAAUCUACUCACAAUUGGCGGCGGUCGAGGAUUGAUUUCGUUUUACGACGUUCGCAUGCGAAAAUAUCUCGUCGAUAACGGUCGAGGUCGGGUGCGCCAGCUCUUCAACAACCAAUAUUGCGUCCCCUUUGCAGACAACGGGAUCUUCGAGGAUGAGCACGAUGACGACUUUUACGACAUUGAGAUUCGCGAUUACUGUUUGCCAGCAAUCUUUGCGCAUCAGUGGGACCCGAGUGGAACACGUUUGCUCUGCGCCGGUGGGCCGCUUCAGUCGAUGCUACACGGCUUCUUUGUGGGCGUGUGGAGUUAG